Molecule: messenger RNA, 609 nt
Organism: Chenopodium quinoa (quinoa)
Lineage: Eukaryota; Viridiplantae; Streptophyta; Magnoliopsida; Caryophyllales; Amaranthaceae
Product: protein LURP-one-related 15
Exons: 3
Coding region: 1-609 (202 amino acids)
Source: RefSeq, a predicted model, not a curated record
AUGGCGGAUGAUCCCCAAGUAGAAGAUGAUAAACCAGUAUCUAAAGUAGCAAUCAUAGAUGAAAAUUACUGCACCCAAAAAUCCCAAGAAUUUAUAGUCCUAAAGAAAAUGACCAAAUUUCAAACAAAUGCUGUUUUCCAAGUUUUUGAUGUUGAUCAAAAUCUUCUCCUACAAGCUGAUGGUCUCAAAUGGUUGCUUCAUAGGACAUUCCUAAUGAAAGACUCUCAUGAUUCUCCAAUUGUCACACUUCAUGAAGCGCGUAUUACGGAUAAACGUCGAUGGGAUGUAUAUGAAGGAGAUAGCACAGAUGCACCGGAUCACAUGUUCAAAGUGCAAAGAACAAGCGCAUUCCAAGUCAAUGCACGACUUGAUAUCUUAUUUCUAGACAACCCUAAUCCUGAAGAAGGUAGGUUUCAAAUUAAGAAGGAUGAUGCAAGUUCUAAUACCGCUGCUAUGUAUCAGGGCAGUAGGAUUAUCGCCCGAGUUGAACAUAGAAAUACGUGGAAGAACUUUUUUCAGGGAAAGGAUGAGUUGAAGGUUGAAGUUACUGAAGGAAUAGAUUACGCAUUUGUUAUGUCUGUACUUAUAAUCAUGGGUAACGCCAUUUGA